Molecule: messenger RNA, 981 nt
Organism: Aspergillus puulaauensis
Lineage: Eukaryota; Fungi; Ascomycota; Eurotiomycetes; Eurotiales; Aspergillaceae
Gene: PET8
Product: putative mitochondrial carrier protein (Pet8)
Exons: 2
Coding region: 1-981 (326 amino acids)
Cellular component (GO): mitochondrial inner membrane
Molecular function (GO): S-adenosyl-L-methionine transmembrane transporter activity
Source: RefSeq, a predicted model, not a curated record
AUGGCGGAGUCACGAGAUCAAAGUCAAGCGCCCUUGGUGUCCUCCCUCUGGACCAGGUCCCUAAUUUCCGGCGCUGUUGCGGGUCUCACAGUCGAUUGCUCCCUUUACCCGCUCGAUACAAUCAAGACCCGUCUCCAAAAAGCCAGGCACCAUGCGCCCGCAGCCCCCGCCCCAAGCGUCUCUCUCCGACAGACAAUCCGCGGCAUUUACGCAGGCCUUCCCUCCGUUCUGUUCGGCUCAGCUCCCUCCGCCGCAUCUUUCUUUAUCGUCUACGAUGGCGUCAAGCGCACCCUUCUUUCCUCCGCGAACCCCGAGUCACAAUCCCGCAGCCACAUAAUCCUUACACAAUCGCUCGCCUCUUCAAUGGGUGAGAUUGCAGCUUGCGCCGUUAGAGUCCCGACGGAAGUCGUCAAGCAACGAGCCCAGGCCGGCCUCUUCGGCGGCUCCAGUCGGCAUGCGCUAAAGGACAUUUUGUCCCUGCGGCACCCGGACCCCAAGACCGGCGCGAAGAGAGGGUAUGGACAGGUUAUUCGGGAGCUGUACCGUGGAGCUGGUAUUACGAUCGCGCGUGAGAUCCCGUUUACGGUCUUGCAGUUCACGAUGUGGGAGGGUAUGAAGGAGACAUAUGCCAAACGCCGGCAAUUGGAGGCUGGAUUGGGUACGGCGGGUGGCGCUCAGGUGCCUGCGUCGACGAGUGCGAUUUUUGGUAGCAUUGCGGGUGCGAUUUCGGCCGGGCUGACGACGCCAUUGGAUGUUAUUAAGACCCGGGUUAUGCUUGCGCGGCGGGGGGAUGGUCCGGAGGGCAAGGCGGGAGUAAGGAUUAGGGAUGUGGUGCAGGAGAUUUCCAAGGAAGGGUUUGGGGCUUUUUGGAGAGGUGUUCAGCCGCGAGUUGCGUGGAUUGGCAUUGGGGGUGCGGUUUUCUUGGGUAGCUACCAGUGGGCAUGGAAUACUUUGGAAGGAAAGUCGAAAGCAGAGGACUAG